AUGUCGACCGCCACAAUGGCGCGCUUCCGAACCCAUGUCCCACCCUUGGACAGCCCGUCCAAGCAGCUUAUGCUCGAUCUUGUCCGCGAUCUCGAGCAAGUCAAACUUUUUGACGCCGACCUGAAAAAGGUCCACCAAUAUGAACGGAAACUAUUUUACGAAAAUCUGGACCGAAUUGAUAGCGAGCGUGAGGCAGUUCAUACAGCCGCUCUCGACGAGGCUGCCGCCUUCCAUGACAGCGUUCGGGAGGAGGCGGAGACAACAUUGAAGGAUCACCUCCGCGCCGAAGAGGAAGAGCGUCUGCGGAAGGAAGAAGCUAUCCGCAAGGAACAGGAGCGGAUUGAACGCGAGAAGGCCGAAAAGUUACGUCGCGAACAAGAAGCAGCUGCGCGCGUUGAGGCCGAACGUCAAGCCAAAGAGCAAGCCGAGAAGAAGGCCAAGGAGGAGGCGGCUAAGAAAGCCGCUGCCGUUGAAAACGCACGCAAAGCUGAGGUUGAAGAGAGACUGCGCAAGGAACGCGAACAGGCCGACGCCCAGAAACGCAAGCAGGACGAAGAGGCACGGAAGGUACAAGAUGAAGCCGACCAAAAGGCCCUCAGCCAACAGCAGCAGAAACUCGGUGCUGGAAACCUUUCGGCUGAAGAUAUCCGAGUGCAGCAACGUUACGUCAAGCUGCAUAAGACUCUCAAGGAGAUGCGCAAGUGGCUCAAGGAUAUUGGCCAAACCCAACCUGAUCUCAAGGCGACCAUGGGCAACCUACGACGUUCUAUCAAGAAAUCUGUUGGCCAGCUUCGAUCUGGCACCGGCGCCAAUAAGCAACAGGUAGAAACCCCCUCCCCCCUAAUUGGAUGUCUUUGUUUGGACACUGAUUAUCUGAAUCAAAUCCAGAUUAUUCAGCUCAAAUCCGAACUUGAAAAGGCCCUUGCCUACUCCGAGCCGACAGUGGAUAUCCGGAACUUUAUCGCAUUCCCACCCGAGGAGAUUGCAAAGUCUGAGAACAAGGUACCAGCAAUGCUUAUUUACGGACUCAACAUUUUCGCCAAGAGCUUGGUAUCCUCUCUCCUCGCUGAGGCGUCUAUUAAGCAAUCCCACGCUGAGCCGAUCGGCAUCGUUGCCGCUCAGAUCUUCUCCUUCGAUAUCUUUACCUACAAGGGACUACACAUGUCCGAUAUCAUGUGGGCCAAGUACCGUGUUGUAUGCCCUGCUCUGUGGGGAUUUACAGGAGAUGACAAGACCGAAGGAGGUCGCCGUGCCCUAGGCUGGUGGCGCUCUGCGGAUACUGGCUCUUGGGUCACCGAAGAAGUUCAUAUGGAUCGCAUGACCGCUCUGGGUGCUGGUUAUGCUGCCAUGACCCUUCGAAAUUUCGCCAAGUCACCGCGCCGAAACCCCUUCCCUAAUACGAUGUUCUGGGCGUCUAUCCACAAGAUCUUAGCUAUUCCGCCCUCGGAGCUACAGGAGACACAUAUUGCUCUUCUGGCAGCCCUCCUCCGAUCGUCUGGUGAGAGGGUUAUCGGAUUCUUCGGCCAGUAUGGACUGGCCUUGAUGCACUAUGCCAUUGUCGACCUUCCCCGCAAGCUCCAGCGGGAGACCAUGGCUGUGACUCAGUUGAGCACCCUCAGGGAGCUCUAUCUGAAGGAGAAAAACUUUGCGUUGUGA
Penicillium griseofulvum is the source of this 1656-nucleotide messenger RNA. Its product is annotated as putative RNA export mediator Gle1. Bases 1 to 1656 code for a protein of 551 amino acids. The record is from RefSeq and is a predicted model, not a curated record. Gene Ontology annotation, biological process: poly(A)+ mRNA export from nucleus; regulation of translational initiation; regulation of translational termination. NCBI's taxonomy places the organism in Eukaryota, Fungi, Ascomycota, Eurotiomycetes, Eurotiales, Aspergillaceae. Gene Ontology annotation, cellular component: nuclear pore cytoplasmic filaments; nuclear pore; cytoplasm. Gene Ontology annotation, molecular function: phospholipid binding; inositol hexakisphosphate binding; translation initiation factor binding. The transcript has a single exon.